Messenger RNA from Leptomonas pyrrhocoris, 379 nucleotides. RefSeq lists its product as hypothetical. Bases 170 to 379 code for a protein of 69 amino acids. The record is from RefSeq and is a predicted model, not a curated record. The transcript has a single exon. Lineage: Eukaryota; Euglenozoa; Kinetoplastea; Trypanosomatida; Trypanosomatidae.
AGGUGUUGUUGCUCAUCGGACCGGGCGUCCUUCUGAGGCCGCAGCACCAACAACACACACACACACACACAUAGUAAAGGAUUCUUGGGCUGCUUCGUAUGGUGUCCUCGUAGAAGCGCCAAAAUAACUGGCAAUUCGGUAAUGGCGCUCUUUACCCUCACGGAGAAAGAUGGCACACUCUCUCACCGCACACGAGGCGGUGCUGACGGUGACCACGUGUGUCGGCAGCAAAUCCACCGCCUCCGAUGUUGCUGAUCACGAUGCGGUACGCGUCGCACCGCCGCGCCAGCGCUGCGUCGAGCACGUCUUCCACUACGUGUGUCAGGUACCGUGGAUUGCGGUAAAGCCACCGGAGACACAUCAAAGGAAGCGGCGGUAG